CGGCCGUCCUCCUCUACUCGCGGCCGCCAUCAGCCAGGAUGCAGAUCUUCGUCAAGACCCUGACGGGCAAAACCAUCACCCUCGAGGUCGAGAGCAGCGACACCAUCGACAAUGUCAAGGCAAAGAUCCAGGACAAGGAAGGAAUCCCGCCGGACCAGCAGCGGCUCAUCUUCGCCGGGAAGCAGCUGGAGGACGGCCGCACCCUGGCCGACUACAACAUCCAGAAGGAGUCCACCCUCCACCUCGUGCUCCGCCUCCGCGGUGGCAUCAUCGAGCCCUCCCUCCAGGCCCUCGCCCGCAAGUACAACCAGGAGAAGAUGAUCUGCCGCAAGUGCUAUGCAAGGCUGCAUCCAAGGGCUGUCAACUGCCGCAAGAAGAAGUGUGGUCACAGCAACCAGCUGAGGCCAAAGAAGAAGAUCAAGAACUAGGACUCCAGUCAUUGUUAUUCACGUGGUCAACUAGACAAAAGUUUUCUCUUGUUUUGUUUCCUCUGUGUUAUCAGGACGUUGAAUCUAACUCUAUGAUAGUACUUGGCCUUGUAUUGUCAUGAUGGAGACAAUAUAUAUGAUUGUUCAUGUUCA
Molecule: messenger RNA, 581 nt
Organism: Lolium rigidum
Lineage: Eukaryota; Viridiplantae; Streptophyta; Magnoliopsida; Poales; Poaceae
Product: ubiquitin-60S ribosomal protein L40-1
Exons: 4
Coding region: 39-428 (129 amino acids)
Biological process (GO): protein ubiquitination; modification-dependent protein catabolic process; translation
Cellular component (GO): nucleus; ribosome; cytoplasm
Molecular function (GO): structural constituent of ribosome; protein tag activity; ubiquitin protein ligase binding
Source: RefSeq, a predicted model, not a curated record